Phodopus roborovskii (desert hamster) is the source of this 599-nucleotide messenger RNA. Its product is annotated as protein cornichon homolog 1-like. The coding region runs from base 51 to 560 and encodes 169 amino acids. Lineage: Eukaryota; Metazoa; Chordata; Mammalia; Rodentia; Cricetidae. The transcript has a single exon. Gene Ontology annotation, biological process: vesicle-mediated transport. The record is from RefSeq and is a predicted model, not a curated record.
CCGGCAGCUCCUCCCCGGCCACGGCAUUCAUUUUCGCGUCCUUCUGCUAUAUGCUGGCGCUGCUGCUUACCGCUGCGCUCAUCUUCUUCGCCAUCUGGCACAUCAUAGCGUUUGAUGAGCUGAAGACUGAUUACAAGAACCCUAUAGACCAGUGUAAUACCCUGAAUCCUCUUGUACUUCCAGAAUAUCUCAUCCAUGCUUUCUUCUGUGUCAUGUUUCUUUGUGCAGCAGAGUGGCUUACACUGGGUCUCAAUAUGCCCCUUUUGGCAUACCAUAUUUGGAGGUAUAUGACUAGACCGGUGAUGAGUGGCCCUGGACUCUAUAACCCAACGACCAUCAUGAAUGCAGACAUUCUAGCCUACUGUCAGAAGGAGGGAUGGUGUAAACUAGCUUUUUACCUUCUAGCCUUUUUUUUACUACCUAUACGGCAUGAUCUGUGUUUUGGUGAGCUCAUAGAACAACGCAGAAGAAUCGGUCCAGUUAAGUGCAUGCAAACCGCCAGUAAUGAAGGGAUUAUAUCCAGCAAGGUCCUGUUUCCAAGAGUAGCCUAUGGAAUCUGAUCAGUUACUUUAAGAAAAAAAUGACUCCUUAUUUUUUAA